AUGGCCCAGCCGGCCGGUGGUUCGACGGGAGAGAGGAACGAGGAGCUCGGCCCAGGCGGCGGCCAAUGGCAGCGCCGCAAUUCAGCGGUCCACAACCUGGGCACCGCGCGCGCUGAGGGUGCUGCUUGGGUGCUCGGGUGCUCUGGUGCUCUGAGGUUUGCCCCCUGCUCUCCCCUGCCAGCCAGAUUCUGCGCUGCCUCAGGCACCUGCGUCAGCUCGGUCGCUGGGCCGCUGGCCACCUGCCAGCCCGCACCCAAUCACCCAAUCACCCAAUCCCGAAGCACCCUUCGCCCGCCCAAUCGAACGAUUCCCGUAGCAAGCAAGCUCGAAGAAUCAUAG
Neoarthrinium moseri is the source of this 339-nucleotide messenger RNA. RefSeq lists its product as uncharacterized. NCBI's taxonomy places the organism in Eukaryota, Fungi, Ascomycota, Sordariomycetes, Amphisphaeriales, Apiosporaceae. The record is from RefSeq and is a predicted model, not a curated record. Bases 1 to 339 code for a protein of 112 amino acids. The transcript has a single exon.